This is a messenger RNA of Clupea harengus (Atlantic herring), 2718 nucleotides long. Its product is annotated as sodium- and chloride-dependent GABA transporter 2-like. Gene Ontology annotation, biological process: amino acid transport; sodium ion transmembrane transport; nitrogen compound transport. NCBI's taxonomy places the organism in Eukaryota, Metazoa, Chordata, Actinopteri, Clupeiformes, Clupeidae. The record is from RefSeq and is a predicted model, not a curated record. Gene Ontology annotation, molecular function: gamma-aminobutyric acid:sodium:chloride symporter activity. Gene Ontology annotation, cellular component: cell projection; plasma membrane.
UUUGUUUGCGGAUUACUAUAGAAUGUAACCUGUACAAUGAGAAGUGAUUAAUGUUGUCUUCAUGCGGGUCUAAAACAGUAUUUAAUAGCUGCUGCAGAUUAAUGCUGAAUCUAUUGGAUUACUGAUUGUUAUAAAAGCUCACUCAAUCUCACACCUUUUUUUUUAUAAUUCCCAGGCUUUUUACGGUUUGUAUUUGAACCAGCACAAUGUGUGUUAUAUAUUAUCAAAGGUUGUUUUAUCUGAUGAAGGUUAAGCAUCAAGAAAAUCUUAAUGAGUGUCUUGAUGGCACCUUUGUUUUUUUCGGUAACAAUACAGGGGACGGAGUAAAAGCAGGUCUCCCCAGUGGAACAAAUAAGAACAUGUCUGAUCCAGACAAACUGCAGGAGCGAGGCCAGUGGAGCAACAAGCUGGAGUUUGUGCUGUCAGUCGCUGGGUCCAUCAUUGGCCUGGGAAACAUGUGGCGGUUCCCCUAUCUGUGUUACAAGAAUGGAGGAGGUGCAUUUCUCAUUCCAUACCUGAUCUUCCUCUUCACCUGUGGAGUACCAGUGUUUUUUCUGGAGACCGCUCUCGGCCAGUUCACCAGCGAAGGGGGUAUCACCUGCUGGAGAAAGAUUAGCCCACUCUUUGAGGGAAUCGGCUAUGGCACACAGGUUAUUGUCUGCCUGUUGAAUUUCUAUUACAUCAUUGUUUUGGCCUGGGGCAUCUUUUACUUCUACCACUCCUUCGCUUGGGAUUUGCCCUGGGCCUCUUGCAACAACACAUGGAAUACAGACACCUGUGUGGAGUUUCAGAGAAGAAACCACUCUGUGAACAUCACCCGGCAGCCAAAUGUUACCUCUCCUGUCAUGGAGUUCUGGGAGAGAAGGGCAUUGCGACUUUCCCCAGGACUUGACCAAAUGGGGUCACUGAACUGGGAUCUGGCACUGUGUCUACUUAUUGCCUGGGUCCUAUGUUACUUCUGCAUUUGGAAAGGAGUUAAGUCAACUGGAAAGGUAGUAUACUUCACUGCUACCUUUCCUUAUUUCAUGCUGAUUGUUCUACUAAUCCGAGGGGUUACUCUACCUGGAGCUUCCCUGGGGAUUGCGUUCUACCUCUAUCCUGAUUUGGGACGUUUAGCUGAUCCGCAGGUGUGGAUGGAUGCAGGUACCCAGAUCUUCUUCUCGUAUGCUAUCUGCAUUGGAUGCAUGACGGCACUCGGAAGUUAUAACAAAUACAACAAUAACUGCUACAGGGACUGUUUGGCCUUGUGCUUCCUCAACAGUGCAACAAGCUUUGUGGCUGGCUUUGCCAUCUUCUCCAUCUUGGGUUUCAUGGCUUAUGAGCAAAAUGUUCCCAUUUCUGAAGUUGCAGUAUCUGGCCCUGGGCUUGCCUUCAUUGCCUACCCACGUGCUGUGUCUAUGAUGCCAUUCUCUUCACUGUGGGCAUGCUGCUUUUUCAUCAUGAUUAUCUUCCUGGGGCUAGACAGCCAGUUUGUGUGUGUGGAGAGUCUGGUGACAGCCAUAGUUGAUAUGUACCCAGCUGUGUUCCGCAAGAAGAACCGGAGGGAGCUCUUCCUCUUGGCCGUCUCAUUUCUGUCCUUCCUGGUGGGGCUGAUCAUGCUUAUGGAGGGUGGCAUGUAUGUCUUCCAGCUCUUUGACUACUAUGCUGCCAGUGGCAUGUGUCUUCUCUUCAUGGCCAUCUUUGAGACGGUUUGCAUUGCAUGGGUGUAUGGUGCUGAUCGUUUCUAUGACAAUAUUGAGGACAUGAUUGGAUACAGGCCAGGACCUUUUAUCAAGUAUUGCUGGAUGUUUUUCACUCCAGUGACUUGCAUUGGCACGUUUGCUUUUUCCUUAAUCAAGUACACUCCGCUGAAGUACAACAAUGAGUAUGUGUAUCCCUGGUGGGGUUAUAUGGUGGGCUGGCUUCUGGCUCUGUCCUCUAUGAUCUGCAUUCCACUGUGGAUGGUCUUCAAAAUCUGCACCACAGAAGGAACUCUGAGAGAGCGUAUUCGGAAACUUACAACACCCUCCGAGGACUUACCCAGAACAAGGAAGGAACAGGAGAGUUUGCUGGCUAUCUUUGCCCCAGAGGGUGAAAAGUCCAUGGUAUAUAAAGGUGGCUAUGCUCCUGUUGGUGUGGAGGACUCCAGAUGCUAGAGUGGGCACAACUCUAGGAAUUGUAUACAAGUCCCCCCAUGGUUCCUCUGCUUUGUGAUACUUCACAUACUUCAGCAAGAUGGGGGUAGAGAAAUUGAUAUAUGUUUUUACAUGACAUUCUUUCAGGUGUUUCUGUACAUUUCUUUGAGGGGUGUAUUGAUUCAUAGUAGUGUAAUACAUUUGUAUAAUAGGAUAAAGUGUACAUUUUGGAAGUAAUUCUAGUGUUUUGUUUUCUUCAUGUGAUAAUGACUUCUCAUUUCACAAUUAAGUGCCAUUUUGUCACAUUUUCAAUGUAAUGGUGCACAGUUAAUUGUCCUUCUUUUCAUGUUUGUAAAGUGGAAAUGGAAAAGUUUGAUUAAAAAUGUAUGUUUGUGGGAAUUAUGUCCUCGACGUUAUUAAAACUUUUUUUUUUUUUUUUAACGGCCUAACUGCCUCAGUCCGCCUCUUCCCUCCACAGUUAUCACUGUUUGUUUUUUCUUUUCCUUUUUGUGUGUGUGUGAUAUCAGGCAAAUACAUUUCAUAGGCAAAGGGUUACCUCAUGCUAUUGCAGACUAAUAAAGAACGAGCUAAAUGUUAUUAAAAA